AGGUCAAAGGUCAGGGAUGUUUUAUGUGUGGCGAUUUUAAAGCCUGAGGCACAUUUGUACAUUUUUGAUAUUGGGCUGUAUAAAAUAAACUGAAUUGAAAGGUAUAGGAAAUUAUCCUUUAACUUAUUUUAGGAAUUUAUGUUUACAUUUUUGUAAGCUGACGACAUGAUAUUCCUGGCGAUGUAUUGUAGAACAUUAGUGGUCCGGUCAGGCUCCCGUAAAGCGUCACAGCUCACAAGGUUUUGUUUUCCAGUUUUAACGUAGAAUGGAAAAAAGCCACACAGCUGAAGAAGCUGGAUGAAAAUGGAGUGGGCCAUGCCGGCUCUCCUCCGCGCCCUGAAAGGUGGUCGUACCUGAGAUGUUCCAGGGACAGUGAAUAUAUUUAGAGUAAAACAUUUUCAUGCAAGAUAAGCUGGAAACGAAUCCGGAAGGAUAAGCAGAAUAAUGAAAUUCCCGAAAAUGUUGCGUGCAUGUGUUGUGAAGCUGCAGGGAGCCGAUCCAGCCUGAUUAUUUUUUGCCUUACUUUUAUGGCUGCCAUUAUUUAAAAAAACAUCUGCUGGAAGGAGCUCUGGAGAUAAUGCUUUCAUGAACUUUAGAUAAAAGCUACAGCACAUUGCUGCAAACUGCUUUAGCAUCGCGCAUGUCACAUCAAACAAACAGCCAUAUCUCUACCUCUGUUCCUCAUUAACGCAUGUAAUAGACAGGUAUUACAAUAUUUGAAAGAAACAGGAUUAAGCAAUAGAAUUUAAAGCACUGACAUUUUGAAUCUCCCUUUUGUUUUGUUUUAUUGAUUUUGUUUUGUGGUUAUUUUGUUGGGUUUGGUUUUGUAAGGGGAUCGGUUACUCUUAGGCCGCAAGGUGAACAUCGAAAAGUCCUUUAGAAAAUGAAUCCCGCUCCACAGUCGCGCAUCUACACAAUAUUUAGUUCAUAAAAAAGAAAGAGUCGUGCUUAGCUACCAAAAAAAAGUCUGUCGCUGAAUUUGCCGUCGAUUCUCGAUGCGACUAUGUUUUAUGCCGAACUAGUUUCUUCAGAGCGUAAUAUGAUCUUGGUCACGAGGGGUGGCACGGUUCGACACGUGAUCGGUCUACACCAAUGAGGUAGCUGCUUUUUGUCAACAGAAUGGCAAGAUGGCGUCCUCGAGCAGUACGGAAGACGAAGAAAAUACAACGGAAUAUAUGAAUAAAUCAAAAAACAAACUUUGUUUUAUGCAUAUUACUUCAGUCAAGCACGAGGAGGUACAUUAUUUCACCACUACACGAUGGAAUACAUACAGGACAAGCCUACAAACGUGGCUCGGGUUGGACGGUGAGUCUCGGGACGUGGCUGAGAACUUCAAACACUGUGUCGAUGUGGAGUUUGACAAUAUUCCCGAGGAUGCUGGCUUCCAUCACACGUGCUACCGUAGAUUUACGGACAAAAAAUCCAUGGCAAAGGUGGAAAGACGUCUCGCACGUGAGAGACAAGAAGCGACGGAAGACCACGAGGCCAUUCCAUCGACUUCUGGCGGCACGAGUCCAACAAAGAAACUGCGAUCCAGGUCAGGGCUGCCAAUCGCAGGCUCUGGCCCCGUUCUUCCUGCCCUGGGCAUAAUUUGCCAAAAAAAGGAGAAGUUCGUCAACCGAGCAGGCAAACGACAAAGGGAUACUCUGUCAAAGGCUGAAACAUUAACAGCAGGCCAAUUGCAGAAAGCUGCCGAGUUGAAGGAGGACCAAAGUAUUCUUUUGCAUAUACAAGACAAAGACUGUGUGGCUCUGGAGGUGCAGGACCACAAAGGCUGUUAUAAUCAGUACACCAGGUUUUUGAUGAGGCCUGAAAAACCAGAGAAAGAACAGAAUGAGCCCACGUUUGAUGUCAGCGAUAAGAUAUUCUGUGAAAGGAUCAUUCGCCAAAGGCUGCUUGUCAACCAAGAGGUGCUGAGAAUGGGCCAGCUGAGGAAGGCCUUCAUUGAACUGGUGAAAGCAAAUGAAGGUCUUGAUGCUUGUGACUGUUAA
Molecule: messenger RNA, 1991 nt
Organism: Pseudoliparis swirei
Lineage: Eukaryota; Metazoa; Chordata; Actinopteri; Perciformes; Liparidae
Exons: 3
Coding region: 1128-1991 (287 amino acids)
Source: RefSeq, a predicted model, not a curated record